GAGAGAGAGAGAGAGAGAGAGAGAGAAGUAUAUAUAAAGAGAGAUUUUAAAUAAUUAAGAAAGAUGAUGAUGGAUUACGAAUGGGGGAACCCGGCGAGCGCGGCGGCGGCGAUGCUGCUCUUCGGCGAGGAAUCGGGCGCCGACACGGGGCAGGAUCAGCGGGCGGUGUUCGACCACUACGGCGUGCACGGGCUCAACACGAUCGGCAUCAGCGACUACUUCCCGCAGCCGCCGCAGCCGCUGACGGCGGCGGCGCUCUUCUCGCCGUCGUCGUCGUCGUCGUCCUCCUGCCACCCGCGGUACGGGCUGGCGCUGCCGCCGGCGCCCACCCGGAUCGGGCUGAACCUCGGGGUGCGCACCUACUUCUCGUCGGCGUCCCCCGAGGACGAGCUGGCUGCUGCCGCGGGGAACCCGCCGCGCGCCUGCCGCCGCCGGACGCGCACCGCCCGCUGCCAGGCCGAGGGAUGCGGCGCCGACCUCACCCACGCCAAGCACUACCACCGCCGCCACAAGGUCUGCGAGUUCCACUCCAAAGCAUCCAUCGUCAUCACUGCCGGCCUCUCCCAACGCUUCUGCCAGCAAUGCAGCAGGUUUCAUGUGCUGGCGGAGUUCGACCAAGGGAAGCGGAGCUGCCGGAAGCGGCUGGCCGAUCACAACCGUCGGCGGAGGAAGUCUCAGGACCUAUCGACGGCUCCGAUCAGCUCCCAGGCUAAUAACAACGCACCCAAUAUUGCAAACACAAACAGCAGCGGCAGCAGCGGCAUAACAACUUCCCACUCUCCGGCGAAACCAGAGACCGCUCUAUUCAACAACAACAACAAUAACAAUAAUAAUAGUAGUACUAAUAAUAAUAAUGAUAUUAAUAACGAUAACAACAACAACGACGACGACGACGAUGACGGCGGCCAAAUUAACAAUCGAAACAGCGCGUUCUCGGCGUUCAUCGGGUGCAACCCGGAGGGGGAUUCGAGCGCGAGCCACGUGUCAUCCACGCUGGCCCCCCCGGUGGCGCAGGUGGCGCUGGGGCUGGGACGCAGCAGCGGCAUCGUCACGCCGGUCGCGAAUGCGAUAAUGGGUUUGUCGGCGACGUCGUCGACUGGGACGACAUCGCCGACUAGCAUGUCGUUCUUGCCGCACCUCGGCGAGCAGAGGUUUUCGAGCUGGGUGGCACCAACAAGGGCGGCUGAAGAUGAUAGCUGUAUUAGAGGGAUCUACCAGAGCAAGUAGUUAGAUUAACUACUACUACUACUACUACUACUACUACUACUACUACUUUUUGUGGCUUUAGUUUAAUUUAGUGUGUUCCUUAGCAGCUUUUUUGUGUUUGU
Molecule: messenger RNA, 1328 nt
Organism: Ananas comosus (pineapple)
Lineage: Eukaryota; Viridiplantae; Streptophyta; Magnoliopsida; Poales; Bromeliaceae
Product: squamosa promoter-binding-like protein 8
Exons: 2
Coding region: 64-1227 (387 amino acids)
Cellular component (GO): nucleus
Molecular function (GO): DNA binding
Source: RefSeq, a predicted model, not a curated record